CCGCCCUUCCUUGCUCUCCCCUCCCUGACCCUAGAUGCCACCGCAGCAACUUUCUGGGAGGAUUUUGGAACGGCUCCCGCCAACUGUUAAGUCAAACCGGCGGAAAUCCUUCCUUUCUGCGACGUGGACACCUUUCUCAUCCUCGGGCCUUUCCAACCAGGAUGCAGAAACCACGCGCCUCCGUUUCUCAGGGAUUCAAGCCGUAGUUUGCCAGUUGUUAAUAUGGCCGCUGACAGGCCGCUCCCAAGCUGAGGCCUUUCAUAGGCCAAGAUCGCAUCCUGUCCCCGCCUAUUUUGUCUCUCGUGGCUGCGUCCGCCCAGCUCUUCGCUACGCAUGCGCAGCGGGGGCAGGCUGGGAGGUGGGCACGGACUGAGUCUUCCGUGUGUCGCUGCCGUUGCCGCCUCAGCUUCAGCCUCGUUACCCCUGCGGUUCUGUGGCUGUGCUGCUGGCGUUAACGGCGCGAGGUGAAGGGAGGUGACGGAGUGUGCCCGCGCGCGCGGGGGUCCCCUCAGUCCCAGCAGUUCCCUUCGUGCGCGGGGGGCGGCGAGGGUCUUCAGCAGUCGGGAGAGGCCCUUGACGGCGCCAUGUCGGCGGGCGGUCCAUGCCCAGCAGCAGCCGGAGGGGGCCCAGGGGGCGCCUCCUGCUCCGUGGGGGCCCCUGGCGGGGUAUCCAUGUUCCGGUGGCUGGAGGUGCUGGAGAAGGAGUUCGACAAGGCUUUUGUGGAUGUGGAUCUGCUCCUGGGAGAGAUCGAUCCAGACCAGGCGGACAUCACUUAUGAGGGGCGACAGAAGAUGACCAGCCUGAGCUCCUGCUUUGCACAGCUUUGCCACAAAGCCCAGUCUGUGUCUCAAAUCAACCACAAGCUGGAGGCACAGUUGGUGGAUCUGAAAUCUGAACUGACAGAAACCCAAGCAGAGAAAGUUGUUCUGGAGAAAGAAGUACAUGAUCAGCUUUUACAGCUGCACUCUAUUCAGCUGCAGCUUCAUGCUAAAACUGGUCAAAGUGUUGACUCUGGUACCAUUAAGGCAAAAUUGGAAAGAGAGCUUGAGGCAAACAAAAAAGAAAAAAUGAAAGAAGCACAACUUGAAGCUGAAGUGAAAUUGUUGAGAAAAGAGAAUGAAGCCCUUCGUAGACAUAUAGCUGUUCUCCAGGCUGAAGUAUAUGGGGCGAGACUAGCUGCCAAGUACUUGGAUAAGGAACUGGCAGGAAGGGUCCAACAGAUACAGUUGCUAGGACGAGAUAUGAAGGGACCUGCUCAUGAUAAGCUUUGGAACCAAUUAGAAGCUGAAAUACAUUUGCAUCGUCACAAAACUGUGAUCCGAGCCUGCAGAGGACGUAAUGACUUGAAACGACCAAUGCAAGCACCACCAGGCCAUGAUCAAGAUUCCCUAAAGAAAAGCCAAGGUGUUGGUCCAAUUAGAAAAGUUCUCCUCCUUAAGGAAGAUCAUGAAGGCCUUGGCAUUUCAAUUACAGGUGGGAAAGAACAUGGUGUUCCAAUCCUCAUCUCUGAGAUCCAUCCGGGGCAACCUGCUGAUAGAUGCGGAGGGCUGCACGUUGGGGAUGCUAUUUUGGCAGUCAACGGAGUUAACCUAAGGGACACAAAGCAUAAAGAAGCUGUAACUAUUCUUUCUCAGCAGAGAGGAGAGAUUGAAUUUGAAGUAGUUUAUGUGGCUCCUGAAGUGGAUUCUGAUGAUGAAAACGUAGAGUAUGAAGAUGAGAGUGGACAUCGUUACCGUUUGUACCUUGAUGAGUUAGAAGGAGGUGGUAACCCUGGUGCUAGUUGCAAAGACACAAGUGGGGAAAUCAAAGUAUUACAAGGAUUUAAUAAGAAGGCAGUAACUGACACACAUGAAAAUGGAGACCUGGGCACUGCAAGUGAAACUCCGCUAGAUGACGGUGCUUCAAAAUUAGAUGAUCUGCACACUCUGUAUCAUAAAAAAUCUUAUUAAAUUGACCAUAUCUCCAGACAAGAUUGUUAAUCAGACUAUUCUGAAUUUGGGGCACUGGGGAAGAUGGUGACAAAGACUACAAAAUCAGGGGAGGCUGUUUGUUGCCUAAAUGAAAGGCGGGUACCUCAGGGCUUCAUGUGAACAAUUCUCAAUGCAUAAAACACCCUGUUUUCUGUGGUAGACCAUAAUUAGCUAUUGCAUGUAAAGCAAUUUUGAUUUUCUUGAACUUGUAAGCACCAAAGCAUGUGUUUCCCAAAGGGGUAUUACUGGGCUCUUAAGUACCAAAUGAAACCCUACUGUUUUACUUGGUUCCUUUUCCCUUUAGUAGGAGGACAGUGCUAACUGGAAUUUUAUAAGGAGUACCCUUUAAAAUACAGAGAGUAAGUGAAUUCAUAUUUUAUAUUCUAGAAUGUUAACUGUGGUAUUUCAGAAGACAGAGCUUGACUCAACGAAUUGUAGAAAUAUAGGCUUGACUUAAUUUUUGUAACUGAAAGGCUUUAGACUUAAAAAAAAUUUAUUGUGCAUCCUAAAAUCUAAACCAAUUAUUAAUGAUCAUUUAUUGUAAUGAGUUUGCAUUUCAGCUUUAUUCAAUGCAGUACGAAAUAGUUUUCUUUAAGCAGUCUUUUAUCAAUCAAUGCUGCACUAGAAGUAGAGUCUCAAAAGUUACUAAACAUUUUACUUUUUUUGUUUUUUUAAAAGAAAUGCAGAUGAGUGUAAAACAUCUGUUCUCAAUUAUGUUGAUCUGUGUGCGCGGUACUGGAGCAUUUACCCAUUCAUGUUGAGCCUCAAAUGCUUGUUUUCUGGGGUCCACAAAAGACAGUUUUAUACAUUUUGAGUUGUUCAUAAAGUUUGUCUUGUGAUAGUCCUGGCACUUAAAGACAAAUUUUUCUGGUAGUAAAAGUUCAGAUUUAUUACCAUGUCAUGAAACACAGUACAUUCAAAUCAAACGGCUGUUUUCUUUCUAAGUAAAUGAUUUCCAGUCAUCUAAAAGGUGGGCAAGAUGAGAUAAAGACAUUUUGAUACAGUAAUUGUUUUGGUUGGGUUUUCAUGUCAGUUUAUGUUUGACUAAAGCUCUCUUCAUAUGCAGGUUUAUAAAUUUGUUAGGUCUGUUGUCCCAUGAUUAAACAUGGAGUGCCUCCUCUCUGAUUUAAUAUUCUGCAGGUCAUUGUAACCUGCUAGGCAAAGUCACAACAUUGCAUUAAAGAGGUGAUAGCUUUGCUAAUAUCACUGUUUUAAAGGACGUACAGUUAAAGGAAUAUUAAGUGGGAGAAAGCCUACAAGGCUUUUAGAAUAUUAUCAGUAUCUUCAUUUCUGGUAUUUAGAUGUUAUGUGAUAAAACACAUUUUUUUUUGUCUUUCCCAGAUACACUAUAUAUUUGUUCAAGGGUAAAUCUACAAAAUGUAUAUAUUUUGUCGUUUUGCUAUUUAUAAAUUUAAUGUUUUAACUGUUGCUCAUUUAUGGUUUGUUUUGGGUGGUGGUGUUCAUCUGUAUAUCACCAUGUUAAUUUGUAAUGGAAGUGCACUUCGUAGUGUAUAUUGUUACUGACAUUAAAAUACUUUAUAGCAUUGUCUCUGAGCAAAAGCUAGUAUUUAAUUGUACAAAUGAAUAAGCAAGUUACAUGUUAUUGUUUGCUCUUGACAGGGUAGGCCUCUUAAAAGAAAAAAAACAACUUGUUUUUUCCUUAUGAAUCCUGUAUGCCAAACACAUACCUUCCAUGCAUGACAUGAGAUCUGCAAACUGGAUUUUAGCCACUGUAUUUAUUUAGUCAAAAAAAUUGUCCGUUGUAGCAGACCUGAAAACCUUUUUGCUGUGACAUGAAACCAUGUUAUUCUUAUCUUCUUAAAACACAGCCUGGGAUGGAAUGGCCAUGGCAUUUUUUUCAGAGAACAUCCUUUAUCUGCUGUGACUGAAUCCUUAGGAAAUGUAAGCUAUAACCCUUUGAUUUUCAAGAACUACCGAAUAAGUGUAUGAAGAGGUGGUUUUUUAAAACUUCAAGUUGGAAUUUUUAUGAGGUCACUGUGUAAUUUGAAGAAUUGUGUGAGAUUGUCAUGAUAUAAAUUCCUUUUAAGGACUGAUAAAUAGAAUGAAAAGUUUCCAGGUAGUUUAAAACUCCACAGGUCAGUUUCCUUUUCAUUCCUGCUUCACUAUGGUUUGUAAGCCUACGGGAGAGCACCGUUGCUCAGAUGCUACUGUGAGCUUCCUGUCCGGUGUUAGAAAGUAGCUAGUUAAAAGUUCAUUUUAGAAUGUAUGGUUUUGGGGGAUGAACUAAGAAUUAGUUAUUAGUUCCAAAGGACUGAGAACCAAUUUUAAUAUUUUCACAUUUAUAGGAAAGAAAUUCAUAUGUCCCUGAAACUUCUAGGACAAAACCAAACAAGUAAGGAGGGAACUGUUGCAAAGCCAUUUCAUCGAGAAGGGGACAGAAGGAGAAAUACACACAUGUAUACAGAAACAGAAUGGUUGAGAAAACAUUUUAAUAAAAUGUGAAGGUUGUAUGUGUGCGUGUAUAUAUUUACACUUAACCUCUAAAAUUCUCUUCUACAGUAUCUCUGUUACGAAUAUGAUGGAAAAGCAACAUUUUGCUGGUGAGACUAUUGUUAAAAUAAAUUUGAGAAAGAUGAAAAUUUUGUGAGUCUUGAUAAUUACAAGUCAACAGCUAUCGAAAGUUAGCACAGCUUGUCUGUGGUGCUGUUUUUUUCCCCACCGCAGUGGACUUAUGCUGUUUUCAUGUUUAGAAACAAAAAGGUUUCAUGUGAUUCAUGUGUAAGAUGCACAGUAUUUGACAUCCUGAUUAUGUAAUCCCUAUUCCAUCUAUCCAGUCUUACACUUAUGGUUGGCCUCAAAUCUAUUGCAUUUAUGAUAAUGUAUUAUAUCUAGUUGAGUUUAAUAUUUUUUUAUUAGCCUGUAAAUAAAGAUGGCAUCUUCUACAUUAAAAUGAUAUUGAUCUCAUUUUUUUAAAUAAACAUUUUGUUUCCUUGAUGUUAAA
Messenger RNA from Gorilla gorilla gorilla (western lowland gorilla), 4932 nucleotides. It is a transcript of the gene GOPC, whose product is annotated as golgi associated PDZ and coiled-coil motif containing. The coding region runs from base 585 to 1949 and encodes 454 amino acids. The transcript has 8 exons. Gene Ontology annotation, biological process: negative regulation of protein localization to cell surface. Gene Ontology annotation, cellular component: Golgi apparatus; membrane; trans-Golgi network transport vesicle. Lineage: Eukaryota; Metazoa; Chordata; Mammalia; Primates; Hominidae. Gene Ontology annotation, molecular function: transmembrane transporter binding. The record is from RefSeq and is a predicted model, not a curated record.